AUGGACAAUCCCUUUAACAAAGUAUCAACGAUUAAGGAUGUUUCUCAACACAGCGCAACUUCACCAGUUAUGCCUCUUGGCUUUUCUACUCAGUCUACAUCUGUUACUGAAAUAAAGAAACCAAAUGAGCCACUAGUACCCUCUAAUGAUAAUACUGCACCCACUUCCAGAACUACCACUAAUACUCAAUUCAACGAAACUUCGAAGUCAGUUGGUGGAUUUGAAGCAUUGGCUAAGAAGCCUCAACUAGAGGAGAAUGUAUGGAGAUGCAAGGUUUGCGGAAAAAUCAAGGAUUUAAAGGGAACUCAUCUUAAUAACAAGCUAGAAGUCCGCUCUGAUUGUUGGCCAUGUGGCAAGAAACAAACGUUUGUGCGCUCCGGGCCCAACGUGCGCGGAAGUACCAAUGACGGUGCUACUGUGUCAAAGUUAGUCGCUAACGAUUCGUUUGUAGCAAAAAAAGAUUCCGAUAUACGAGCAAAUGAAUUAUCGAUUAAGGAAAAGGCUACCGAAACACUCCCAAAUGUCUCAACUGUUCUUGAAGGUGGAACCAAGACCGACACGAAAGAUACCUCAGAAUACGUUUGGCGAUGCAAGGUCUGCAACAAAGUUAAGGAUCUACAUGGGCCUCAUCUUGUUGGACGGACUGAGGUCCGCUCUGAUUGUUGGCCCUGCGGCAAGAAGCAAACCUUUUUGAAUUCUAGCUCAGAAAAUCUGAAGAGUAGCAGCAAUAAGAGCGUUUUGUCUAAAUCUCAGGCCCCGACUACUUCGAUUCCUUCAGUUUUCAAUCCACCGGAGCAUUUUAGACCGCCGUCAAUACCGUCAGAGGGCGCUGAGGCAUCCUUCAUUAUUGCAGAGCUACCGAUUUCAACACCUUGUAAUGAAUUGAAAACUCACGGUACUGGAACAAGCGAAGCGGCAACGCAACUUCCAGUUAAAAAUACAGUUUCCAGCUUCAAACCCGAAAGUAUAAUUGGAAUCAGUGCGGAUUGUUCUGCCAAAGCCACGCCAUCUCAAUCUGUGGAUAACGUAGGGGGUGAUGUUUGGCGAUGCAAGGUCUGCAACAAAGUUAAGGAUCUACAUGGGCCUCAUCUUGUUGGACGGACUGAGGUCCGCUCUGAUUGUUGGCCCUGCGGCAAGAAGCAAACCUUUAUUUGUCCCGCUGGAGUCAGCGCCCAAACUGAGUCACUAACGCAUAUCACAUUAACUAAGACCUCUGUUGAGGCGUCUACAAGUUCGACACAUCACAAUGGCACAUCUGUAGAAUACGAAGCACUCGCUCAGCAGAAGUCUACACCACAAAAAAACUCUGUGUAUGCUCAACCUCUACAACCUGAGGCAGGGUCUAAACCCUCAUUUAAUGACAAUCACUUCUUGAAAGUGGUGGAUAGUCAGAGAAAGGAACACGACAUGGAUCAUGUAAAUUUUAGCCAUGUUGCAAACAAUGCAGUUGAAAAAAUGCGUGAAGAAGCAACGGCCGCUGUAAAGUCAAUGAAGGUUGAUUUUGACACAGCGAUAUUAGACCUACGCAGCAGUGUUUCAGACUUAGUAUCUGAAAAAGGUGACAAAGUGGCUUCUAUGAUAACAAAUACUUUGGAUGUCCGCAUGCAGGAGCUGAAUUGCACAAUUAAGGAGAAUGCGCAAGUUAUUGAGCGAAUGACUUCGAAGGCGAUAGAAGUUGUCAAGGGUGAAGUAUUAACUGGGCUUGAUAAAAGGAUUGAGAAGGGGUUUGAGGAAAUUCGCAAAGAAAUUUCAAGGCUGGUCACUGAUAUUUCAUUAGAUUUUCUGCGUACCGUGACGCAAAGAGCGUCUCUUGAAAGCAACGACUCUUACCAUGCAAUCACUCAAUCGACAUCUGUUCAACAAAGCUUUGCCUCACGACACCUUUCAAAUGCGUUCGAAUGA
Messenger RNA from Phytomonas sp. EM1, 1902 nucleotides. The record is from the annotation of a GenBank genome assembly. Lineage: Eukaryota; Euglenozoa; Kinetoplastea; Trypanosomatida; Trypanosomatidae.